Messenger RNA from Camelina sativa (false flax), 1470 nucleotides. RefSeq lists its product as uncharacterized. The record is from RefSeq and is a predicted model, not a curated record. NCBI's taxonomy places the organism in Eukaryota, Viridiplantae, Streptophyta, Magnoliopsida, Brassicales, Brassicaceae. Gene Ontology annotation, molecular function: nucleic acid binding.
GAAACGGAUAUUGCAAACAAUUUCUGUUUGUUAAGAUGAAACAUCCUUCAAUGUCCUUACGCGUCAUCCUCAUUCUUACAUGGAUGUUUCUCUUCUUCUCCCAAUCUUUCUUCCUUAAUCUAUUUUUUUUCCCCUCUAGAUCUAUCUCUAUCCAAAAUCUCCCGAAAAUUCUCCCAAAACCUAUCUAACUCUCAAUCUGAUCUCUAUUGUUCGUUUGUUUCCUUACUCACAUUCUUGGAUCUGCUGAAGAAGCAACAAGGAGCUUCGUUCACAAGCCUUUGAGAGAAGUCCGGUACUUGGUUGAUAUGUAAAACCGAAUUACGCGAGAAAUUUGUUAUCUUUUGUGUGUAAAAUUUGAGAAACGAUCAUGUCGUUUAGAUCACAUUCGACGGGGAGUAGUCAAUUCGCAGAGAAGAUAACAGAGGAUCCUGUAACGUAUAAGACAGCACAAAGCACCGUGACGUGCAUCUACCAAGCACAUAUAUCUGGAUUUUGGAGGAAUGUGACGGUAUUGUGGUCCAAGAAUCUCAUGAACCAUUCGCUUAUGGUCAUGGUGACUAGCGUGGAAGGUGAUAUGAAUUACUGUUGCAAGGUUGAUCUCAAGCCUUGGCAUUUUUGGAACAAGAAAGGCUAUAAGUCGUUCGAGGUGGAAGGGAACCCGGUAGAGGUGUAUUGGGAUUUUAGAUCUGCGAAAUUCGUGAGUAGCCCCGAGCCGAGUUCGGAUUUCUACGUGGCUUUAGUCUCGGAGGAAGAGGUGGUUUUGUUGGUGGGUGAUUACAAGAAGAAGGCUUUCAAGAGAACAAAUUCGAGGCCCGCUUUGGUAGAGGCUGCUUUGUUCUACAAGAAAGAAAACGUGUUUAGCAAGAAGUGUUUUACGACCAGGGCUAAGUUUUACGACAAGAAAAAAGAGCACGAGAUCAUUGUGGAAAGCUUGACCUCGGGUCCUAAAGAGCCAGAGAUGUGGAUAAGCAUAGACGGGAUUGUGUUGGUACAAGUAAAAAAUCUGCAAUGGAAAUUUAGAGGGAAUCAGACCGUGCUGGUCGAUAAACAACCGGUUCAAGUGUUUUGGGAUGUGUCUGAUUGGUUAUUCAGCACGCCAGGGACAGGCCACGGUAUGUUUAUAUUUAAACCAGGGAACGGUGAAGAUAGCGACAUGGAAGGGAGUGUUCACGGUGGUGGUGAGAGCGAUACAAGUACAGCUGGGAGCAGGUAUUAUUCGACCAAAAGUAGUAACCCUUGGCCGCCCGAGUUUUGCCUUUUUCUUCAUGCUUGGAAACUGGAGUAGUAUUAUUGGAAACUGGAGUAGUAUUAUAUUGGAAACAAGAAGCUUUUGCCUGUUCACUUAUUGUUGUUUCAUGUGGUUGUAAAUUAUAUCUUUCCUCAUAUGUUUUUAAUAUACGAUGACAAACAACAGUCAUGAAAAAUGUUAUGCCGUACGUAGAAGAGAUAUUUGUAAUGCUAUAAUUGCAC